This is a messenger RNA of Centruroides sculpturatus (bark scorpion), 551 nucleotides long. RefSeq lists its product as uncharacterized. The record is from RefSeq and is a predicted model, not a curated record. Bases 9 to 512 code for a protein of 167 amino acids. The transcript has 8 exons. Lineage: Eukaryota; Metazoa; Arthropoda; Arachnida; Scorpiones; Buthidae.
ACAUAACCAUGAUACAUGAAAUAAUCAUCACUGCUUUCCUAUUUCUUAUGUUUUGCGCUAUUAGCGAGCAAAACAAUAUAGAAAUACUCAAACAAUGUGGAAACGUACCUGAAAAUUGCGAUGAUUUUAAAGAAAAUUGUGAUGAAGAUACAAAAUUCCGUUGCUGCAGAUAUUGUGAACUAAUGCAAAUGAAGUUUGAAGAUGAAGCAAUUAAUUGUUGCAUGAAAUUCAAAGACGAUUUUCAAAAGAGAGCACCGACUUGCUGCUUAAAAUUAACAUUUCAGAUAGAGCAAGAUUGCGCGGAUAUGGAAGCGGAUGGGAUUUUAAACAAAGCUACUGAUGAUGAUUCCGAUCGAGUUGUUCAGCCAGACUGGAACAAGAUACCAGAAAAACAUGAAAAUGAAGACGAUUGCAAAAAUACAGCAAAACUUCUUAAGGAUGACAUUGUAAAGAAAUGCGAAGGUGUUGAAGAUGGUCUCAAGAAAGAUUUCUGUUGCUGGAUAAAACAGUAAAAUGUAUUGAUAAACUGCAUAUAUAUGCUGAAAUUGUAU